AUGGGCGGACAUCAGUGCAAACAGAAUGGUGUUUAUUAUGAUGAUCGUUGCGUGAAUAAAAAAGUUUCGACAAAAAUUAGGGCGUGCAGAACUUUACCAAAGUUAUUACAAAUGUUUUCGUCCAGAUCAUGGAAACCAUCUGAAGAUCGCUACAAUUCCGCAUCAGCUCUGUUCAAAGAUUUUUGCAAUCGUACAAGUUCUCAUGGCAUACCAUUGAUUGGAUCGCCAUCAUUUUUCAAUCGUGCUGUUUGGACUCUAAUAACUCUUUUGUGCUUUAUUUUAUUUUUAUAUCAAACAUAUUGGACGCUUUCUGAAUUUUUCCAGUAUCGAACAAUUAUCGAAAUGCAACUCAAAUUCGAACCAGCACCCUUUCCUGCUGCCACAGUAUGCAAUUUGAAUGCUUUCAAAAAUAGUAAAUUACGACAAUAUCGCGAAAUAUCGGAAGGACUUGACGUUUGGGAGGAACAAAUAAAUCGAAUUAAAGAACCUUUCGAUGAAAGGCUCGUAAUUCGAAAACGACGACAAGUUAGUUAUGCACCCAUUUUUGUUCGAUGCAACUGUAUUGAGCAGGAAGAUCACUGCGUUCCACAAAGGAAUCCUCUCUAUGUGAAUGCAACUGUUUGCAUAUGUUUCGAGGAUCUUAACACGGGCAAUAUUUGGCCUUGUUAUCCAACUAUGGUAUGGGCUGAAAAGAAGUGCUAUCAUUGUUCCAUGUCAAAUACAUGUGAUGAUCCAGAUCGACUUAAUGCAUCUUCUAUACAAACUUCAUCAAAUGCUUGGAAAUGUUUAUGCCAAUCAGUUUCUCAUAGCUGUGUCGUGAUGCCAAAAGAAGAGAUUAGGUGGUGGAAUCCUAAUAAAUAUUCUGUCAUUAUGCAGUCUUCUACGUCAUCACCAGAACUUGUUGAAAAAUUUGGCAUGAAGGACCGGAAAGAUCCGAUUGCUAUAACUGCGAGGGCCAAAGAAACUCUUAUUUUUAUGAUUGCUGCGUUACCGAAAGAGGAAAGAAAGAAUCUUUCAUAUACUUUGGAUGAAUUCGUCCUACGCUGUUCUUUUAAUAGUGAGGACUGCAACAAUGAACGUGAUUUCAAAUUACAUAUGGAUCCUGAAUAUGGAAACUGCUAUACAUUUAAUUUCAAUGAUUCUGUCGAACUAAAAAACAGUCGUGCUGGACCAAUGUAUGGCUUGCGGUUGUUACUGAACGUUAACCAAAGUGAUUAUUUGCCGACAACUGAAGCUGCUGGAGUACGUCUUGUCGUCCAUGAGCAGCAUCAAGAACCCUUCCCAGAUACAUUUGGUUAUAGUGCCCCAACUGGAUUUGUUUCCUCAUUUGGCUUGAAAACGAAGAUUCUUCAUCGACUUGAUGCUCCAUAUGGGUCGUGCAGUGAUUCGUUCAGACCUGAAAAAUAUAUUUACGAGGAACAUUAUUCGCCAGAGGGAUGCCAUCGAAAUUGUUUUCAACAUAACGUUAUUGAAAAAUGUGGUUGUGGUGAUCCACGUUUUCCAUUACCUUCAGAUGACCAACAUUCAUGUGAUAUUCGAAAUGCAUCCGAAAGAAGUUGUCUGCGAACAUUUACGGCGCUGACAAGUGGAUUUCAUCACUUGCAAGAGAAAUGUAAUUGUGUCCAACCAUGCACAGAAAAUGUCUUUGAAACGGCAUAUUCAGCUUCAGCUUGGCCUGCAUCGAAUUUUAAAAUUGGUGUUGCUUGUCCUGCAUUUGAUGAUAUCACAAAUGAUUCGAUAAAAUGCACAGAAUUUUAUAGGUUAAAUACAGCAUAUAUUGAAAUUUAUUAUGAGCAAUUAAAUUUUGAAAUGUUGCGAGAAACCGCUGGUUAUUCGAUAGUUAAUUUGUUUUCCGAUUUCGGUGGAAACAUUGGACUCUGGAUUGGAUUUUCCAUUAUAACAAUGAUGGAAAUAGUAGAAUUCAUUUGUGAACUGUUAUAUUAUGUGGUUUAUAAACGACCAGUGAGAAACGCAAAGAAAAAACGUAGAAAGGAAGAGAAUCAACUUAUGAAGCCACAGAUUUAUCGCCAAGCUGAUGUAAGCUCAUCAAGCUCAAAAAUCGAGCGAUCAGCUACAACUGACACAAUUCUAGAUUAUGAUGAUAGUAUCUUUUGA
Messenger RNA from Dracunculus medinensis (Guinea worm), 2115 nucleotides. The record is from the annotation of a GenBank genome assembly. Lineage: Eukaryota; Metazoa; Nematoda; Chromadorea; Rhabditida; Dracunculidae.